Messenger RNA from Brienomyrus brachyistius, 4078 nucleotides. Its product is annotated as gamma-glutamylaminecyclotransferase B-like. Bases 131 to 604 code for a protein of 157 amino acids. Lineage: Eukaryota; Metazoa; Chordata; Actinopteri; Osteoglossiformes; Mormyridae. The record is from RefSeq and is a predicted model, not a curated record. Gene Ontology annotation, molecular function: gamma-glutamylaminecyclotransferase activity. The transcript has 2 exons.
GUCCUACAAAUGUUGCCGUAGCCGAUACACAUCGUAGGUGUGGCAUAAAACUUCGGGUUUUCGAGAUCAUCUGAAGAAUAGGGAGCAAGAAGACAGUCUGGCGAAGACGCUGGUCACUGUCACUGCCCACAUGGCUCGCGUCUUCGUUUAUGGCACUCUGAAGAAAGGCCAGCCCAACUACUUCAGAAUGACAGACAAGAGGAACGGACGUGCUGAGUACUGCUGCAGUGCCCGCACUGUUGAGAAGUUCCCGCUGGUGAUUGCAGGCAAAUACAGCAUCCCCUUCCUGCUGAAUGUCCCUGGUGUGGGCCAGCAGGUCGAGGGGGAGGUUUACAGUGUGGACACCCAGAUGCUGCAGUUUCUGGAUGAGUUUGAGGGUUGUCCUCACAUGUACCAGCGCACGUCAGUGGAGCUGGAGGUGAAACAGUGGGCGGGAGAGAGCACCUCAUCUGGGCAAUCAGCAGAUGCACCGAGAAGAAUGAACGCCUUCGUAUAUAGUACAACCACCUACCAACCUGAGUGGCGAAGCCUCCCCAUCUAUGAAAGUUACGAUGCCUAUGGCAGCCAUGGCCUGGUUUAUGUUAGUCGUGAAUAUAGAGAUUAAAUUAGGGUCAACACCUUAAGCAUUUAGUCCAGUGAUUUUAAAUCUUUAGGUGAUAUAGUAAUUUUUUAAGCCAAGGGCUAUAGAAAAUGACAUAAUGUCAUUGAGUUUCCCUGACAAGUUUUCCAAGUUAAUCUUUAGGAGGUGAAUAAGUUAUGAUUUUCGAAUCCACAAGCUUUGUGUUUUUAGAAUAAUGUUCUACUCGUUGAGCUGAAGGAGCAAUUAUCUUAGUGCUGCUGGAUCUUGGGAUCUUGGGUCUGCUUUCAAUGUCAUAAAUAAAAUGUUCAUGGUUAGAAGCUAACGCAAUUAGUGGUUUAAGGAACUGAGGUGGCCAUAUUCAAGGUCUGAGGCCGUGGUUCAUCUUAGACCAGACACCAGUCCAUCGUUGUACAUAUAAAUGCCCUAUUUAGAGGAAUUCAGAAACGCAUGUCCUACCUGGACUGUUAGAAAUGCCUACAUGCAGCAGCCCAUGCCUUCUUCAAUGUUUAAUACAAAUGAACUGAAGAAGGUGUAUUUACAUGCUCACUUGAUGAGUCAGGCCAGAGCACAGGUUCUACACAGUCAAAUAAGAGAUGCAGCAACAAUACUGAACCCCACGCUUGGGCAGUUAGGACAUGGCAUUAUAAUAAAGGCGUCUUAAGGGGUGGAGAGUUUUUCUCUUGUGUUUUAUGUGCCUGAUGGUGUAAUGAAAGUGUAAUGUCACUAAGGAGGUCGUGGGUGACGGUGACUCCAAGGAAUCUGAAGUUGUUGAUCGUAUCUACAACAUUCACUAUAGUGACGUUAGGACUCUGCACUCAUCACUGCAUAGAUAGAGGGAAGAAUGCCCAUCUUGAGGAUUGUGGUACGUUUUUCUGCUACUUACUGGGCUCCGCAGAUAAAAAAGUGUUGUCCAGUUAUGUUAGUUUCAAUUCUAGGAGCUUUGUGAUGUUUCUGGAUGAGAUACAGAACAUCAUUACCUAUGCCGAAGUGGCUAGAGCCGACAGUAGAAUUUUUGCCAUAUCUAAUUUUGCAUGUUUGUUUUCUAUUGCUGCAUUUCUCUUAAAUUUAUCUCAAACAUAGACACGCCCCUAUUAUUUAUGGGUGAUGAUGAUGUGAUGAUUUAAUGAAAUCUUCAGAAUAUUGCUUCUUAAAAUACUACUGGGUGUCACUUAAAUAUAUGGGACCAUUAUUUACAUACAAAUUGUAAAUCCACUGAAAUCCACUAAAUCUACUGUAAAUCCUCUGCCUUAGUAGUGAUAAAAGAAUAAACACUUGUGUGUUCAUAUAAAACAUUACAUUGUUAGAACGUUAUGUUUUCUUUUUUGAUCUCUCAUGCUUUAUAGAUCCCUUGUAUUCUUUCUAUGUAUGAAAUGUGUAAUUUUUUUAUCCGUCUUUUCUUAAUUUACUGUGACAACGCCGCUUCAGAUCCCAAACCUCUCCUCCGGGGCACUGCAGCCAUUUCAUCUACGUGUUUGUUAAAUUUCACCACCAGAUCAGUUAAGUCAAUGAGGUAUUGAUUAGCCAUAUGAGGUGUGCUAGUGAUCAUAUAAAAGAAUACAUGGGUGUACUGGAUGGCUGCUGUAAGCACUGGGAGAGGUUUUGAAAUGGUAGCACAUUUAUAAAAUAGUUUCACUCAAACCAGUUAAACAUCAUUUUCUUUGACUGCCUAAGACCACUGCACAGUGCUGUAUGUAUUAUCUACUUUGUGAAACAUGCAUAUUCUGUGCCUCCAUCCAUCCAUCCAUCCACCUGUCCAUGUUCUAUAACUUCUUAUCCAUUACAAGGUCCCAGUGUUAGCCUGGAGCCUUUCUCAGAAAGCAUAGGACAGAGGUCAUCUUGGAUGGGAUGCCGUUCUGUCACAGGGAACACACACACAGUCUCAAUCUUUAGGUAAUUAAGUGGACACUGUUGACCUAACUCCAUGUUUUUAGCUUUCUGGAUCAAACUGUAGUGACCAAGGGUGUGGUAUGCAAUCUCAGCAAAUGGUGCAUCCCUCAGCCCUGAAGGUAUAAGGCCCCUUUCAGUCUGCUGAAACUGCUAGUUAGAUGUACUGGAAACUAGUGUUUGUGAACCAUAAGUUAUGACAAGCUUCUCCUGUGCACAACAGCAGAAAAUGUGCCUGAUACAGGCUGUACACUGAAGUCUGAUUAAUAGAUCAUUAGAAAACUGAUUGUGAUCAAGUUGCUUGAUAGAGUGAAACCAUUAUUUGUUGGCUUUAAUGUGCGUCGUUAUUAAAUUGAAAAGCUCUGUUAGGCCAGUAUCUUCGUGUUCUUUUUUUUCUUUUGCUAUGUAAUAUAUCAAAGUGGAGACAUGACUUGUUGAUGUGAUUUUUUUUUUAUCAGUUACCAUGACUGUGAUGAAUAUGUUUUGAAGAUGUGAAAAUGCUGACAUCAAGUAGGGGCGGGGCGGGGGGACCGCCCCCGCAGGUGGUUCAUGGUGCCCUUGGCUUUAGAAUAAUAAAACCACCUCCCUCAGCUAGGCUUGGUAGGGUAGACGUGGUCCUCACAAGCCUCCAAGCAGGCCUGCCCUCGUCUGAGCUGUGAAUUCCCUGUUGUUAUGAUUUAAAACACUAUAUAUUUUUCUAAAGGAGAGAAGCAAAGUCUUGUAUUUAAAAUCAGCGGUGGGAAGGUUCUAGUGAUGAUCUUUGUUUGUUUUCCUCCCAGCUAAUGCAGCUUAGGAACAGGGCGGCGUUCAAAGGGGUUACCGUGGGCACUGGCCGCCUACCUUCUUGUUUUGAAAGCUGCCUGCUUUGCGCCAGCAGCAUAUGGCCUCCAUCCAUAUUAAAAGACAGGUUCAUCUGUCAUAGCAGAAGCUGGACAGUGGAGGACCAGGAGGGCUUAUUUGCUGCCGAAGUGCUUAACUUGCACACGUGGACUCCCUGCUACAGGAGGCGUCUCAAGGUGUCGACUGUGAACGAUGGUGCUCGCGGUUACCGGGUUAUGGCGUACGAUAAGGGAAACGUCUAAGCAUCCUGGAAGGAGCUUUGGGUCAGGCCUGCACAGGCUAAUUAAGGCACAACAUCUGCUGCAUGGAGGCUCCGUGUCAAGAAAUUCAGAGACAUUUAGGCAAUUAAAGGCGAACCGUUUUCUCACUGCUAGAGUAAGCACUAAAUCGGUUUGUAUAUUAGAACAAAUUAAACUAUUCUUCAGGGACUUCUGUUUCAAUAUUAAAAUGCCUCUCUUUGUUCUUGCUCUGACCCUUGAGUUUUUGCCAGAUUUAACAGACGGCUCGAAGGGUAACAAGGGUCCAGCUCCGAAUCACCUGCGGCAAAGCACUACCUAAGGAGGACCAGGACCUGGGAUCCUGCUGGGGAAUCAUGCCCACAUUUUCUCCUUUAGGAUUUUCCAGAUCACAGAAAAGCAAUUAGGCCUUCAACACACAACUGUGUGGCUGUGUCUGCCGUUCAGAACUAGGCUGAAAGCGGUUGGCUAAGGCUCUGAUAGACUUACGUUACUUAAUGGCGCUAGGACAAUGGCUAGGAAUGGCGCAAAAUCCUUU